AUGUCUGCCCUUAACCUCAAGGCUCCUGGCCCUGAGGAAUUGAAAGCCGAGCGCGAGCUAGGCACUUUUCCCAUCCGCCAAAUGACUUACUUUUUGGAUGGUGGCGAAAAGCAAACCAAGCUGAAGGAGAAGAUCAUGCUGUCGCUGGAGAGGGAUCCUGUCUGGAACGUCAGCGACCAGCACGACUUGACUUUGCAGCAGAAGCGUGAGAGGAGUAUGCAAAAGGUCCGGAGAGCCGCGCACUCCGUUGCCAGCGAACCUACAGCAGUUUUCAGGAAGAGGAUGGAGUUGAUCAGUGUCUUGGACCCAGGAACGUGGACUCGUAUCGGUGUCCAUUAUGGUCUUUUCUUCGGAGCCUUGAGUGGUGGCGCCACCCCCGAGCAGCUCUCGUACUGGGCGCAAAAGGGCGCCGUCACACUGAAUGGCCUGAUUGGCUGUUUCGGAAUGACCGAAUUGGGCCACGGAUCCAAUGUCGCUGGUCUGGAAACCACUGCAACCUACGACGAGACUUCUGACGAAUUCGUCAUUCAUACUCCUACUCUGACCGCUACCAAGUGGUGGAUUGGAGGAGCCGCACAGACAGCAACGCACUGCGUUGUCUUCGCUCAGCUUGUGGUCAAGGGCAAAAAAUAUGGCGUGAAGAACUUCGUCGUUCCCCUGCGGGAUACCGAAACAUUCGAAUGUUUCCCCGGAAUCGUUAUUGGAGACAUCGGGGCGAAGAUGGGUCGAGAUGGUGUCGACAACGGCUACAUCCAGUUCACACAUGUCCGCAUUCCACGAUCGUACAUGUUGAUGAAGCACACAAAAGUCAACCGCCGCGGUGAGGUGAAGGAGCCACCACUCCAGCAGCUGACAUAUGGAGCCCUCAUUCAGGGUCGUGUAUCUAUGGUUAUUGAUUCUUCGUCCAUCUCAAAGAAGGCUUUGACCAUUGCCAUCCGAUAUGCCGCUAUCCGUAGACAAUUCGGCGCAAAGCCCGGUCAACCCGAGACCAAAAUUUUGGACUAUGUCAUUCACCAGUACCGUUUGAUGCCACUACUCUCGCAAGCGUUCGCGAUGCACUUCACUGCCAUCGAGGUUCUUCGUAUGUACGAUGAGCUCAUGGCGAACAUGGAUUCCUUACAGCCAGGGGAUAAGAACCUUGGAGACGUUCUUGAGAAGCUCAAGGAGUUGCACGGUACCAGUGCGGGUCUCAAGGCGUUCUCGACGUGGUCGACACUGAAUAUCAUCGAUCAAUGCCGUCAAUCUUGCGGUGGUCACGGUUACUCGGCCUACACUGGGCUUGCAUCGCUCUACAGUGACUUUGCCGUCCACUGCACAUGGGAGGGUGACAACACCAUCUUGACGUUGCAAGGGGGAAGGUAUCUCAUCGGCUGUUACCGCGAAGCCAAAGCUGGCAAACGUCAAGCAGGUGGCGUCGCCUACCUGAACAACUUGGACACCCUUCUGAACAAGAAGUGCGCUGCCAAGUCGCAAGAAGACAUCACAAACCUGAACGUCAUCGAGGAGGCAUUCUGGCUUGUUUCUGGAAAUGUCGUCAAGAAGGCUGGCGAGGACUUUGAAGAUGGUCUGAAGCGUGGAUUGAAGGACGAUGAGUCUUACGAGGAGUGCUCGCAAGCCCGUCUGUACGCCAGCAAGAUCCACAGUCUCGGGUACUUCUUCCACCGCUUCAAGUCCGGCAUUUCCCGCGCUCCUGCUGAGCUUCUGCCCAUCCUUGAGCGCCUCUGCUUGCUUUAUGGGCUGUACUCCAUCGUAGAGAACGCAGGACCUUUCCUGCAAUACGGAUACUUCACCCCACAACAGAUGGACUGGAUUCGCGCAAGUGUUGCCAUUCUGUGCAAGGAAGUCCGUCAUCAAGCCAUCCCAUUGACGGACGCUUUCAACUACUCCGACUUCAUGUUAAACUCGCCAUUGGGACGGUACGACGGAAACGCCUACGAGGCGUACUUUGGCAUGGUUCAACAAGCUCACAAGGCCGGAGCUGUCCCCUCUUACUUCAAAACGGAGACAUACCCAUUGUUGCACCGCAAGCUUGAGGCAGACGAUGUGCUGGAGUUGGAUGAGGAGGACGACGAGUAG
Fimicolochytrium jonesii is the source of this 2076-nucleotide messenger RNA. RefSeq names its product acyl-CoA dehydrogenase/oxidase C-terminal. Gene Ontology annotation, molecular function: acyl-CoA oxidase activity; FAD binding; fatty acid binding. Lineage: Eukaryota; Fungi; Chytridiomycota; Chytridiomycetes; Spizellomycetales; Powellomycetaceae. Gene Ontology annotation, biological process: lipid homeostasis; fatty acid beta-oxidation using acyl-CoA oxidase. Bases 1 to 2076 code for a protein of 691 amino acids. The transcript has 14 exons. The record is from RefSeq and is a predicted model, not a curated record. Gene Ontology annotation, cellular component: peroxisome.